Molecule: messenger RNA, 2406 nt
Organism: Aegilops tauschii subsp. strangulata
Lineage: Eukaryota; Viridiplantae; Streptophyta; Magnoliopsida; Poales; Poaceae
Product: UDP-glucosyltransferase 29-like
Molecular function (GO): UDP-glycosyltransferase activity
Source: RefSeq, a predicted model, not a curated record
UCACGCAUAUGUUACUUCCCACUAUAGAGGUAGUAACAUAGAGUAGUAACAUGCCAAUGUAGUAACAUGCCAAUGUUACUACUCUAUGUUACUACCCACUGUGGCUAGUCUAAGAAGCUUAGUGAUAUAGUAGACGGGGAAGAACAUUUGAUAUGUAAUGUAAAUAGGAAACAAAUUCGAACCAGGCCGCCAGCCACCUAACCUCGCGCCGUCGUGCUUCGUGCCCCAUCCUGACCCAAAGUCACGGACGUGAUGGAAGAAGCCCGACACGCGCCUCGGGUCCCCGGCAACCCGUGGCCUAGGAAGCUAGGACGAGUGACUCCGCGCGCCACCCAUGCUGACGCCGCAACUCCUGACCUCCGGGGAGCUUGCGCGCGGCGCUCCCCUCACUCACUGAGCUCUGUGCCCAUACGUCGUCGACGGUUAGCCCCCUCGCGGAUCCAGACACGAUCUCUCCAUCCAUAAAUCCACGGCCCCCGCCGGCCGCAGAUCACACCGCAAGAAGAAGAAUUCUACCCAGGCACUGUUUAGCAGUACUCUGAACCAGAAGCUCCUCCCAGCUAGCUCAUCGAUCGCCAUGGCGCAGGCGGAGAGCGAGCGCAUGUGCGUGGUCAUGUUCCCGUGGCUGGCGCACGGCCACAUCAGCCCGUACACCGAGCUGGCCAAGCGCCUCGUCGCCAGCGCCUCCGACAACCACCUAAACGUCGUCGUCCACCUCGUCUCCACGCCGGUCAACCUCGCGUCGCUCGCACAUCACCAGACGGACAGGAUCAAGCUCGUUGAGCUCCACCUGCCGGUGCUCCCUGACCUCCCGCCCGCGCUGCACACCACCAAGGGCCUCCCGGCCCGCCUCAUGCCGGUCCUCAAGCGCGCCUGCGACCUCGCCGCGCCGCGCUUCGGCGCGCUCCUCGACGAGCUCACCCCGGACAUCCUCGUCUACGACUUCAUCCAGCCGUGGGCGCCGCUCGAGGCCGAGGCGCGCGGCGUGCCGGCGGUCCACUUCGCCACCUGCGGCGCCGCUGCGAAGGCGUUCUUUGCCCACUGCCUGAAGACGGACCGGCACCCCAGCGCCUUCCCGUUCGAGACCAUCAGCCUCGGCGGCGUCGACGAGGAUGCCAAGUACACGGCGAUGCUCGCCGCCCGCCAAGACAGCACCGCCCUGGUUCCCGAGCGCGACCGCGUACCGCUCAGCCUGGAGCGCUCGUCCGGGUUCGUGGCCAUCAAGUCCUGCGCCGACAUCGAGGGUAAGUACAUGGACUAUCUGUCGCAGCUCCUGGGCAAGGAGAUCGUCCCCACCGGCCCGUUACUCGUCGACUCCGGUGGAUCGGGGGAGGAGCGCGACGGCGGCCGCAUCAUGCGGUGGCUGGACGGCAAGGAGCCGGGCACCGUGCUGCUCGUCUCGUUCGGCAGUGAGUACUUCAUGUCGGAGCGCCAGAUGGCCCAGGUGGCGCGCGGGCUGGAGCUCAGUGGGGUCCCCUUCCUGUGGGUGGUUCGGUUUCCGAACGCAGAGGACGACGCCCGCGGCGCGGCGAGGUCCAUGCCGCCGGGGUUCGCGCCGGCGCGCGGGCUGGUGGUGGAAGGGUGGGCGCCGCAGCGGCGCAUCCUGUCGCACCCUUCCUGCGGCGCAUUCCUGACCCACUGCGGGUGGAGCUCGGUGCUGGAGUCGAUGGCGGCGGGGGUGCCGAUGGUGGCGCUGCCGCUGCACAUUGACCAGCCGCUGAACGCCAACCUCGCGCUGGAGGUGGGCGCGGCGGCCGCGCGCGUGAAGCAGGAGCAGUUCGGGGAGUUCCAGGCGGAGGAUGUGGCGCAUGCAGUGUGCGUGGCUGUGAACGGGGAAGAAGGGCAGGCGGCGAGCCGCCGUGCGUGGGAGCUGCAGGAGGUGGUGGCGCGGAACAACGGCGAUGACAGGCAAAUCGGGACGUUGCUACAGAAGAUGGCGCGGCUCUGUGGCAAGGGCCAGGCCGUGCCAAAUUAGUGGGCUUUUAAAGGAAAAAGUCCAAAAUAAAUUUUGAACUUGUAGACCAAAUUAGUGGGCUUUUCCGUACAAGUUUAAGGUUUGUUUUGGACUUUUUUCAUUUUAAAGCAGUUUUUGUCAAGAAUAAAAAAAGAACGGACGGUGACUGGCGCAGCGGCUGCCGCAACCCACAGACGCCUUCCCAAAUCGUAAGGUCUGUGGUCCCGCCAUACUUGUGAGGCAUUGUACAAUGCUAGGUGCUUAGAAAAAUAAACUGGAUUUUUCUGAAACAUCGGUGCCUAUUUGUAAAAGAGAGUUCGUGAGUUUAAAGUUCAACGGAAAGGGGAGGGUGACCACCCGAUAAGAGAAACAAGGCGGGCAGAUCAUAGAUGCCCCACUAGAUCCCGGAGAGUGUCAAUGCUAUGAUGUGUGGUUGUUGUCGGUGUCCUCAA